Molecule: messenger RNA, 1426 nt
Organism: Jaculus jaculus (lesser Egyptian jerboa)
Lineage: Eukaryota; Metazoa; Chordata; Mammalia; Rodentia; Dipodidae
Gene: Pla2g12a
Product: phospholipase A2 group XIIA
Exons: 4
Coding region: 12-578 (188 amino acids)
Biological process (GO): lipid catabolic process; arachidonate secretion; phospholipid metabolic process
Cellular component (GO): extracellular region
Molecular function (GO): A2-type glycerophospholipase activity; calcium ion binding
Source: RefSeq, a predicted model, not a curated record
UGGACCCGCCGAUGGCCCCGAGCGCGCGGCCCGCGCUCGCGCUCCUGCUGCUUCUGGCCGCGGGCGUGGGAGGCCAGGAGCAGGACCAGACCACCGACUGGAGGGCCACGCUGAAGACCAUCCGGAACGGCAUCCACAAGAUCGACACGUACCUGAACGCCGCCCUGGACCUGCUGGGCGGCGAGGACGGGCUCUGCCAGUACAAGUGCAGCGACGGAUCGAAGCCUGUUCCACGCUAUGGAUAUAAACCAUCCCCACCAAAUGGCUGUGGCUCUCCAUUGUUUGGUGUUCAUCUUAACAUUGGCAUCCCUUCCCUGACCAAGUGCUGCAACCAGCACGACAGGUGCUAUGAGACCUGCGGUAAGAGCAAGAAUGACUGCGAUGAGGAGUUCCAGUACUGCCUCUCCAGGAUCUGCCGAGACGUACAGAAGACCCUGGGGCUUGCCCAAAACGUUCAGGCAUGUGAAACCACAGUGGAGCUCUUGUUCGACAGUGUCAUACAUCUAGGCUGUAAGCCGUACCUGGACAGCCAGCGAGCCGCAUGUUGGUGUCGUUAUGAAGAAAAAACAGAUCUUUAGAGAUCCUGACAGCUGUUGGACAAACAAGGACAGAAGGAUAUGAUGUUUGCCAAAAACUGAUGUUUUCACAGCAUAAAGCUGCCUUCUUUUGGGGAAGGGUCAUUUUAAAACUCUAAACGAAUGUAUUUUGUCUUUAAAACCUCAAAAGUUUAAAAGUGGGCGGCGGGGAAGGGGUCGUAGCUUUUGUCCUGGGUGUUGCUGUCUCAGUGCCAUGUUGUCUUGACUAAUCUCAAAACAGGUGUGUUAAGGGGAAGAAAAAGUGUGAAAAAUAUAUAUCUCAGUGUUCACAACCAGACUUUUAAAAAAACGAGACCAAAUACAAAAUUCAUUGUAAGGUUUAUUUGGCGUUGACUUGUUUAAAAAAAAAAAGAAAGAAAGAAAGAAAGAAAACCUUCCUUAGAAAGAGUUUGUUUACUAUGAAAUUUACAUUAUUGCCUGGGAGGAACUGCAUUAUUUUUCUUCCCUUUCAUUACAUACAUGGUAUGUUUCUCUGCAGCCCAGUGAGCUUUCAAAUAAGUCAAGCUAUUUAAAAGACCAAGGCUUCCAUGUCCGUCUCCUGUGCAGUUGGAUCCAUCACCUGGUCCCCUUCAGGGACAAACCCAGGACAAGAGUGAGCAGCACAGCACUCCCAUCCUAUGAGCCACUCUGAUCACACGUGUCACCUUUUCUGUGAGCUAGAGGGAAGGAUUUAAGGAGGCAAAUGACCAGUUUAAUGUAGUCGAGAAGAGCACUGUGUGCGGUUCUGCUCUGACGUUUAUUCCUAGUGCCUGUUCCCCAUCCUAGAGGUGGAAUGUUUUUAAAACUAACCUUUUGCUAAUUGUGAUCUUAAUAAAAAUUAUUCUUGAUAA